This is a messenger RNA of Racocetra persica, 492 nucleotides long. The record is from the annotation of a GenBank genome assembly. Lineage: Eukaryota; Fungi; Glomeromycota; Glomeromycetes; Diversisporales; Gigasporaceae.
AUGGAACAACCAUGUAAAGUAUGUACUGCGUUCAAAGAUUGGACAAAGCAAGAAAAAAAAAAACAGCGUGUUUCUACCAUCACAAAUGGUAACAUGAAUGAAACAAACUCUACCAAAGAUGAUGCCAACUCUUCUACUCCAACGUUGCCUCCGGAUUGUCCACCUGAUGUGGAACAACUUGGUCGAUCUACUUGGACAUUCUUGCAUACAAUGGCUGCCUAUUAUCCAGAAGUCCCAUCCUACGCACAACAGCGUUCAAUGAAAACUUUCUUAUCCGCUUUUUCACAAUUUUAUCCUUGUAAUAUUUGUGCUGAACAUUUAAGAGAAGAAAUGAAAUCAAAACCUCCAAAAGUUGAAAGCCGUUGGGCGUUAGGAAAUUGGUUAUGUGAAAUGCAUAAUAUAGUGAACGAAACAUUAGGUAAAGAUAUUUUUGAUUGUAGUAAAAUUGAUGAAAGAUGGAGAGAUGGUCCAAAAGAUGGUCGGUGUGAUUAG